AGGCCUUCUCAAACCACUCUCGCUGACAUCUCGGCCUUCUGAGAUACUACCGGAUAGGCAGUCGGCAGCUGUACACCACUCGUCCCGGAAAGGCCACGGACAGCGACCGCCGGAACCUGCGAGCCGGCGCAGCCGCGCUUCAGGGAAAAUGACGGCGCUGACGACCACCUCCUCCACCCUCUCCGCCACGCUCCCUUUGGUUCCCAGGCCGCCGCCCCGUGCCCCCGUUGCCCGCCUGCGCCUCCGCUCCCGCCGCCGCGCCCUGCUGCGCUGCGACGCGGUGUCCGAGCUCGCCCCGGCCGCCUCAGCCGCCUACGGCGUACUCCUCCUUGGCGGUGGCGUCUUCGCAUAUGCGAGGUCGGGGAGUAAAGGCUCCAUCUACGGAGGGCUAGCUGGAUCUGCACUUAUGGGCAUUACCUAUUCUCUGAUGCAGUCACCUGAGACGAAGGCGGCAGGUGACGCUGUUGGAUUUGGAUCUGCCUUUCUAUUUGCCUGCGUGUUUGGUAUCAGGUUGUACAAUAGCCGCAAACUGGUGCCGUCUGGCCUUCUCCUCGCCCUUUCUCUUGGUGCCUUGGGUACUUUCUACUCCGCUUACCUGCAAGACAAGGUGUAAACCAAUUUGGUUCUAGCAGCUUAUGAAUCUUGUACCAUCUGAAGCUUCCUUGAAGGUUUGCUGGCUCAUUUAGAUGUACAAUACAACUCUGGACCUACUGUCGGUGCACCUUCCUCCGUUGUAGCCCUAAUAAAGAGCAUUCAGAGUUCUCUAUGUGUCA
Molecule: messenger RNA, 773 nt
Organism: Panicum virgatum (switchgrass)
Lineage: Eukaryota; Viridiplantae; Streptophyta; Magnoliopsida; Poales; Poaceae
Product: protein FATTY ACID EXPORT 4, chloroplastic-like
Exons: 4
Coding region: 149-613 (154 amino acids)
Cellular component (GO): membrane
Source: RefSeq, a predicted model, not a curated record